Messenger RNA from Spirodela intermedia, 14442 nucleotides. The record is from the annotation of a GenBank genome assembly. NCBI's taxonomy places the organism in Eukaryota, Viridiplantae, Streptophyta, Magnoliopsida, Alismatales, Araceae.
AUGAAGAAGAUUAAGUGUUUGCCUGGAUCUGUCCAUAGCUCCUUGCGAGCGAGUGUUUUUUUAUUUGACAUAACUAGAGUUGUGGAGGAGUUGGUAUUGAAUAGUUUGGAUGCAGGUGCUACCGAGGUAAAGAUGUCAAUGGCAGAUAUUUAUGAAUAUUCUUCUAUAUCCUGUAUUCUUAUUCUUUGGUAAACGAAAAACAAUAUCAUUCCGUUUAUUCGUUCUUUUAUCAUGUUAUAUUUGAAUGACUGUGAAGCUUGUGAGGAUUAGUAACUAUAGAGCUUGAUGGUGUUAAAUAGAGAGAUGAUUAUCUGUGUUUUUUAUUCCUUUAUUGGAACAGGGUGAUUCCCUUUCUGACAUUUUGAUAAGACUGUUCCCCUAUCAUAAGAUUUUAACUCAAGAUAUUAUUACACCCAAUUAGAUUCGGAAAAUGACAGACUGACUCAAGGCAUGUGAAUAGGUUGUCGUACAUAACCAGGUUUUUUGAUGCAGCACGCCAAGAAGAAAGGAAGCUGGCCUGGAAUGGAAUUUGAUCUGGAUCUAUUGACUGUGUAGUGAAUCUGUUUUUUUGAAAGUGGACCGUACUAUAUAUUCAUCAUAUAUUCGCAUGAAAAGGGAUCGAGUAGUGAGUAUUCAUUCUUUGCUAUAAUGUAUCCCUAUCAUCUGAACAAGAUGAGGCAGACAAUGACAGCAAUUCGUACAACCACCCCUCAAAAUCGAGAGAAGAUGCCACUAUUCAGGAGAACAAUUCGUCAUCCACAUUCUAACUCUUGAAGAUAUAAGAAUGACUGUCCUGUUUACUUAAAAAACUGUGCCACCAGAAAAAUGAUUCCACAUGGCCCGAAGCUCUUACCGGAUGAUCCACUGGACUUUUCGAUCACCUAUCUAGAUAUCAACCUCGCUGAGGUUGUGGGUCUGUUAUUAAGGGUAACUUCUCCAUCUGUAAUGUAGAAAUGUGGCCUAGAGGACAAGUGCCUAAAAAAAAAUUGACGAUGCCUUUUCAUGAUGCAUUAUUUUAGUAAUUUGACCAAAAAAUUAACAAACCACGUGAAUACUUGAAGUAUAAUGGUGUCCAACAAUUCAAGACUUCUGGAUUGUCCAACUUGAUUUCCCUGUCUAUAUCUCUGCUGGGGUGAUGAAGAUGUGAGGCGACAGAGGGAGAAGUACUAGGACUGUCAAUUAGUUACACAACUACUAGAAGCAGAGUUGCUUAUUUAUGGCUUACGAGGCUGACACGAUUCUUAAAUCCCUAUUAUAGUUCUGUGAAAUCUCUUCCAAGGUCAUGAAGUGGCUCUAGAUUCAGCCUGGAGACUUGUUCACCUUAAGUCCAUGUUUCACUAUAAGUGGAGUGAGAUAAAGCCUUGCAGUCUCUUUCUUACAUUGUAUGGCUAUUCCUUCAACGACCUAACAUGCGACAUAUGAUGAUUAUCUUCGAUUAAUGCACUUUGGUAAAGAAUCAUAACUAAUAUUUUCUGGCACUGCAAAGUCCAAUUGGCCUAAAAUUCUUAAUAAUUGGUUCAAGGUAUUCAGAAUGUUGGUGCAAAUUCCAAGGCUCCUUGAAGGUGCAAAGUCACAGAAAAUAUUGCUAAACCUUGUGUACUGAACUUAUUGAAAGACAUGAUUUAAUGAAAUUAUUGGCUCUUAGAGUAAGUUUUUUUCAUAUGUUGCAUUUUCACUGAGUUUUCCAUUCCUAGUGUCUACAAAUGAUGAUCCAUGAGGUUGACGAUUUGAACUUCCUUGUUUAUUGGAUCAGUGACCAAUGACUAUGCAGUUGCUGAUGAAUUUGUGGCAGACAUUUUACUUGCUUCGUUUCUGGACAUUAUGCAGUACAAAUUUUGCGCUUUAUAUACAAAUUUUGCUGAUGACAUUAUGCAGGCGAAGAAGGAAUGUGUGAAAUGAGUUAUCAAUUUGAUAUGAAACUUAAAUUUGAUAUUUCAUGUGUGCUAUCAUUUUCAAAUUUAACUUUUCAGGUUAAUGUCGGUGUGAAUGUUGGGGCAUCUUAUGUUAAAGUAGAAGACAAUGGUGAGUUGCGAACUUUUAAUGUUGCUAUCAGAGUAGUAUUUGAGAAUCAUGUGGGCACUUGUGCAUAUGCCUGCAGGAUUUGGUGUUACACGUGAUGGAUUGGCGCUUCUUGGUGAAAGAUAUGGUACUGAUUUUAUGUCAUUUAUUUCUUCUUUUAGAUCUUUUUAUAUGUUGUUCAUGGAAUCUUAUAUGGUUAUUUAUUUAUAUAUACUUCACAUGUGGAUAAUACUGACUUUCGUGUCAUGAAGAUUUCUUUGAUUUUUACAUGAGGAACAUGAUAGUUUAUUAAAGUUCGUCUUAUGUAGGAUCAAAAACCUAGACCACUACUCGUCUCGUAAUAUGUUGCCAUCUGAGACGUGAAGCAUUAAUCCCUCAAGUAUACCUGUUCCUCAUCUCAUUUUUCGGAAAAUGGCUGCCACAUUUCUUUGUGUUGUGCAAGCCUAUGAAUUUCUGCUUUUCUUUUUUCAGUCCAUCUACCGACUUGUCCGUUUUAUAUUCUAUCAUUCUUCGUCUGUUGUUUUAUUUUUUAUAGAAAACUGAUUGCUUUCUCCUAGCGUCUGUACUUUUCAAAUUUAGAAGAUGACAGGAGUAAAAAUUAAGUACGUUAUCCGUAUAUACAAGUUUAAUAUAAUCCGAAAUCUUUUGAUGAUCAGGUGUACAAGUAAUGCUGUUCCCCCAGUGUCUGAUCAAUAUCAUCACUAUUGCUCUCCGCAACAUCCAGAUUUGGUUGUUGUUCGCCUAUAGUUUUUUUUCCCAUUCAAGUUCUAUUUUUUCCACACCUAUAAUUGAAAUUAGCCAAUAAGGCGCUUUUUUAUGAUAUUAAUAUGAACUGAGGUUUCUGCCAGCAAAUAAAAGCAUAUUUGUCCAGACCUCAUGUUCCAAAGACCUGUCAAAACCCAUGAGAAAAUUUCACUGGAAUGACUACCACACUAUUAAAGCUUCCACCCCAGGUUGUUGGAAAGGUUGAUAUCGCCAAGCCCUCAGUCUAGAUUGUCUUUGCUGUGGGAGAGGCUGUGGGGUGUCAUUACUCUCCUUUCAGGGGUAAGAAAAUCUUGUGAAACUCCUUUGCGUUUCUUUUCGGAAAACGCCAUUCAACCUCUGUUCGUCAGAAAGAGGAGGUUAAUUUAUCCUAUACAGGUUACGAUUCCUUAGUACUUAUUCAGCACCCCUAACGAUCAAUAUUCUUUUUUUUUUUGCAAUUUUGAAACGAAAUGAGAAAGGUUACUCAUAUGCAUUCAAUUCAUAUGUGUUUGGUUGGUUGCAUAGCUUAUCUUGACGCUAUGGAUGAGCAUGCAAUCUCGACUGCAACUCACUGCUUUCUGGUCUAUUUUUUUCUUCUGAAGGAAUUUUGUAGUUUAUUAUUGAACUAAUUUGAAAAUUUACUUUUAUGAUCUUUGUUCGGUCUUAAGAUUUUCCACUUAUUUUAUUGCAUUUCUCGGAUGUCUGUUUAGUAUUUCAGGUAGACAUCGUGGCUGAUCUUUUCGUUUUGAUUAAACUUGUUGAACAGUAACAUCUAAACUUCGUAACCGUUGUGGCAUGGAUGAUCAUGGUGGACAACUGGGUUCAAGAGGAGAGGCUCUGAGUUCCCUCUCUGACAUUUCUCUGUUAGAAGUUGUUACAAGAGCUCGUGGUAGACCAAAUGCUUAUCGCAAAGUCAUGAAAGUCUGUAUUUCUCCUUAAGUGAAAUCUUACUUGAAAACGGUUUUUGAAUUGACUUUUGUUAACACUAUAUUCUUGUCUCAUAAGGGCCAGAAUUGCUUAUUUCUUGGGAUUGAAGAGAGCAGGCAAAAUGUUGGCACUACUGGUAAUGCUAAUGCUAUGUUUUUACGAAAUCAAACUUUUAAUUCUUGAAAUUUAUUUACGGAAGGAGUAAAAUAUAAUAAUGUAGAUAGCGUUGAUGAGUAUGACUAAGCUCUUGGUGUUGGGAAAACAGUGAGAGACAAUCACAGUAAAAAUCAUCAAGGAGAUCAUGAGGAAUAUCGGCUUUGACAGCUGCCAACACUUUGUGGCAGAUGGCUGGAGAGAAAUAAUUCAAAGGGGAAUUCUAUCAAUUCUAUCAGUGUAGGAUAGUAGUUUUUUAUUUAGUGCAAUAUUAUUUUUCAUGUAUUCCAUCGUAUAAACUUCUACUACAGCUACGCUUUCAAAAAUUUUAUUUGUUACUUUAGUACUGCAUCUACAGAUAAUAUUGGUUGUAAAAUAUCCCUUCAAACUCCCUAGAUUAUCACAUUGUGGUAUUUGAAUUUUUUACCACGCUGAAUUAUAAUGAUGAAAACCUCUAAUGUCUUGCAGUCAUUGUUCGAGACUUGUUUUACAAUCAACCAGUUCGGAGAAAAUCUAUGCAGGCCAGGUUUCAGCUGCCUUAUCUUCUUUCAUCUUGUCAAACUUAUGAUUUUUUUUUUUUGUUUUUUUUGUUUUUUAUGGCUAUCUGUGUGAACACUUAGACUUGAUAAUUACUUUUCUCUACUCUAAUGGUUCUGGCAGCCCUAAGAAGGUUUUGCUUUCAGUAAAGAAAUGCUUACUCCAAGCUGCUCUUGUCCACCCAAAAGUUUCAUUCAACUUAAUUGAUCUUCAGAGGUGCGUUCUUGUUAUGGUUGAGAAACUAGUAUCUUACUUUCGCAAUUCGGUUCUACUCUAUACAGUUUCAGAAGUUGAACCCGGUUUUUACAGUUUUGAUGCCAAAAAUGCAUUAGGGUUACAAUUACAUGUUUAUAUAUUUUAAAAUAAAUUUAUAUGAAAUUUAGGGAUUUGAUUAAUAUUAGCAUUCAGUCUCUUCUCGCUGUUACAAUUUGUGAAAGAUUUGGGAUGACACUGAUGUUUUUUCACUUUCCAAAUCUUGUUAUUGAAUCAGCCUACACUGUCUAACGAUCCUUUUUUCUCAUUUGGGGCGUCUUAAUUGCAGUGAAAAUGAGCUGUUUCACACGGUUCCUUCAUCUUCCCCUUUGCCUCUAGUGUCCAGUUAUUUUGGAAGUGAGGUUUCUAGUUGUCUACGAGAGGUUAGCUAUUCGGAUAAACACUUGGAUCUAAAUGGUUUUUUGUCAGGACCAGCUGGCACUGGUUUCGUGAAGGUACACAUGAUUUCGUUGUCUUCACUUCUUAUUAGGUCUAUUAUCAAUUAUAUUGGAUCUCAGUCAUUAUGUUUAUUUUUUGCAGGCUUUCCAAUAUCUUUGUAUCCUUCCAGUUCUUUUUAUGAAUGAAAAUUUGGUCUCAUUUAUCUUUAUUCAGGAGACGAAUCUUCGAAGUUUGUCUUUUACUUUUUCAGAUAUAAACUCCAGGUUUGUUUGCAGAGGUCCAGUUCAUAACUUGAUUAAUAGUUUAGCUUCUAGUUUCCCUAUGUCCUUGGAACAUUCAAGGAGUGAACCAGAAGUCCAUGAUAUGAAGAGACAACGGACACAAGGUUAUCCUGUGUAUAUGUUGAAUUUGCUUUGUCCUUUAUCAAGCUACGAUCUGACUUUUGAGCCCUCAAAGACUGUUGUUGAAUUCAAGGUCACAUUUAUCUUUGCCUUGUUGUGUUUCAGUAUGCACAUUGUAUUGCCUGCUUUGUCUUUCCUCUUUUGACCUUUGUUCAAUUUAUUGUUGGGUAAACUAUGACAUAUUUAGGGAUAAAGUCUUCGCACCAUGUGAAGAAAGGUUUGUGAUUCCAUGUUUCCUUUCUCUUUGGUCGAUGGAAGAAAGAGUUACUUGGGGUUGGAAGAUGAGCGGAAAGGAUCUUUUGCCAACUUUAGAUGAAUCAUUCUCUCUGGGUUUGUUGUGCAAAAACAUUUAAUUUCAUUUUACAAUCUUGGGAACUACACUCAAGAAUCUUCCAUGCAUCUUAGUUCUGGAAAGGUCACUAAUUUAGAUAGCCCAGUUCUAUGCAAUCCUUAUUCUGUAAAACGCAUUUGAGAUGUUGACUAAAAAAAGGUGCGGGCGCAUGGCUAUGAUACAGUCGUUCCUUCAAUGCAUUGUGCAUCAGAGUUCUGUGAAGGCUAUGCAUGGAUAAUCAGUGAGAAGCGUCAAUGAACUAGUGUUUUCAAGAGAGUUCCGAGGGAUGCUCCUCUUUCUAUAGGUGAUAAACUACCUUCUCUUUAAUAGGAGAUGAAGGGGAGGUUGCUCUACGCUAAAUGAUGAUAUUUACUGGGGCUAGUGACAUCAUGCAGAGGAGUGCCAUAUGAUUUGGUUAAUUAAGCAGAAUAUUGAGUACUUGGUCGUUUGGAUAUCCAAAAGAUAACAAGACAAGGUGCCCUAUUCAGACUCUAAUUUGAAAAUUAGAAGUUUGAUGUUGGCAUGUAACUUCUCAGACAUGGCUGGAAGAUACUUUGGAUGACCAUAGGCACAUUCUGAAGUCCUACAUUCAUUUUGAACCUCUUCUUUUGGUGGCUAUGUGGAUUUUACUAAAGCAAGGAACUAGUAGUUGUUGUGGUCAGCUUGUCAGAAGAUGUGCCCCAAGCAUUGGAGAUCUUGACUGCAAGGGUUGUAUUUUACAUUCUUCCACGGAGGACAAUUAAACCUCUGUUAUAACCUUGGUCUGCUAAACACUUGAUAUCUACGAACGUUAGGAAUGAAUAAACCCGGAUUGCUACUGCCUACGAAGUGAUUGGUCGCAUCGUACUAAGCAUGCUCUGCAUCUUGAUUGGGUAUGCUAUGCAUACGGUUAAGAUAGAAUAUUGUUGCCAUCCUGAUUGAGAAGGAAUUAAACUGGAAACUUAUAGUGAAGAAAGUCACUGUAGAUUGAAGUCACUAUGAAGAAAGUCAUUUUUGCCUGUUGUUUGUUUGUCCGCAGCAAGCACCUUUUCCUCCAGAAGAACAUAAAUAAUAUAAAAAAUAACAUUGCGAUAACUGAAUCAAUUCAGCUGCGACCAAAUAAAAUUUCCACCGUAUUCCAUGGAAACAAAAUCCGGUUUGGCCGUUUGUCAGUUGCUUUUAGAAUGUAGUUAGAAUUUUCAUUAUUUUACCUUCUACGGAAAAUAGUUUCAUACUACACAAAAUAUGGGAUACUGAAUCUGGUGUUAAAUCUGUCCCUUAAGUACUUUCAUCUGGUCAGUCUUUUUUAAAGGGUGCAAUGAUAUUCUGUCUGAAAUCCGUGUUCUUUUCCUAUCCAGGAUUGGACUUUUGUUUUGUCUUUUAUUGAACAAGCUGUCUGGAACUCCUGGGAGGGAACUUCUGCACGGUCAUUUUUAGGUGAACAAAGAUCAAGUUUAGUCGAAAAUCUCUCUAGCGGAGCUUAUGAUGUUCAAAUAUUAUCUUCAUCUGCUACUUCAUACAGGAAAUCACCAUAGGCAGAGACGUGGCUCGAGCAUUGGAACUGGAAUUGAGCAAGGAGGUAGUUAUGCUGUAACCUUUUGAGCUUACGAACAUUAUGGAUUUCCUUUUAGUACCUUUACCUGCUUGAUUUCCAUCAAACAUUGUGCUCUCAUCUGCAUAUUCUUUCGCUUACAUGCUGCAGAAUCUGCAAUGAAAUUGGGUUUUAAUGGUGAGGGGGUAGGGUUUCACCGUUUUCCUCGUCUCUUUAGGCUUAGUAAUAAUGCAUUUGGUGUUACCCAUAAGAAUAGGAUUAUUACCCGAGUGGAAUAGUGGGUUCUGCUCAACAUGAUAGGAAGAGUAAAAUCAAGGUCUUCUGGGGAAGAGAUGAUUGUUAAGCAUAACAGGAUCCAAUCAUAGCACGUGGAACAUACUUUCGAUUUUCAGAAGUUGUCAUUAGGCCAGACACAGAAAAAUUGCAAUCAAACUUUCCUGCGGAGGUUAGGGCAUAGGUGGAUAGGAUGUCAGUCUCUGAGGAUUAAAUGAAACAGGUUUGCGAGUGAGGAGAAGGUUGUGACAAUUGAAAGAUUCGAGAGGAAUCGUAGGUUAUAUCUAGAGGAUGGGAUCUUCUUAAUUCUAUUGUGAGGCUUCCUAUCAUCCAUAUGACUACAGAAUGUGCAUGUGAACCCGUAAGAAGCUAUAGGUUUUAUUCUUUGAGGAUUCCUUAGAUCAUAACUUGGAGGUCUUAGAGAAGUGGGUUGAGAAACGGUGAAGUCCAGAGUUUGUUCCCAUUAACUCCAGGUGGAAGGUAGAUCUGAUGGAUCUUUCUUCAAAAUUCCUGUGGAAGGCACCAAGGAGCAAUUGAGGAAAUUGUGUUUUUGAGGCCAUAACUUCUCUCCGCAUUCAAUUUUGGAAUGUGGAAGAAUAAAAGCUUCAGCCGGGUCAGUUAACGAAAGUGCACAUCCGCUUGAAAGGAAACUGGACGGAGGAGCUUUGAGGAGCGAUCAUUGGGAUAAAUGCAGGGAACUAGCAUUGGCUAAUCAUCAGGACAAGUUGACUCAUUUUAAAAACAUAGGAUUGGGUGAUUCCCAGACGAUUCGGGGGGUGGGAGGGGGGGAGGGGCAUUUAAAUUGGUACAAUUGACUAAUAACCGAUUUGUCUGGGAAAAAAAUUCCUGCCUUCAUUAAUUGUCAUAGGAAUAUUGGGUGAAUAGUUCUGCUUAAACUGUGCCAGCUGCGAACGGCGAAUCUUCUAGAAUUUUGAAACUUUAGAAGAAAAUUGCUAUAACGCGUCACAUGCCCUCUUAUGAGCAAUUCGUCUGGAGAAAACAGAAGUAAAUUUAAGAUCUUCUUCACUCAAUCCAAAAUUUCAUAGGUAAAUCAGGUACAUCACUGGAAGUUUGGAGCAUGCCUUAGUAUAGUCACUUUCAGCAAACCUCUUUAUGAUCAAUUUUCAGAAAAUUUGCUAGAAUGUUAUCAAAUGCGUCAUGCUUUUCAUUUUUUGGGAUGAUUUCAUCCACUCCGUAUGACGUUGAACUGGUGACUGGUUUAUUAGUUCAGUUCUUUUUCGAAAUGGUUUCAGACCCUCCAUUCAAGACAUUGUCAAAGGUUCACUCAAAUUGUAGGUUAUGGCUACUUUUCAAAAGAAUUUUUUCGAAGAUUCGACAUUUGCAGCUGACAUGGGUUAAGCAAAACUACGUUUUUUUUCAGAAUUUUUUUUGAGUAUCCUUUUCUCAAUCUUCUUCUGAUCUCGUUCAUUGCAAGGUCAGAAAGGGGUAUUUCUUUUCCUUGUGUUAUGACAAUUCAUGAGUGUUUGAGGCUGGCUUUUGCUAACUGACAAUCUGUCUGGCAGUUGUGUUUUUUAUAGUGGUUACUUCCCACCAUCAAGAUCAUUAAAAGUUCCUUAUAUUUUUAAAACAUCGGAUAAUAUAACAGCACCAUCGAUCAUAUAUUGCCAUUUCUUAAUUUUUUUGAUGAAUAUUAUUAUGACUCAAGUGAGUGGUUUCUAUUUAUCACUGUUGUUUCUAAUGAUAUAUUUUCUUUCAUAAACUUAAUGGACAAUUUGAUUCGCAGGUGUUUACGCUCCGGAUAUAUCUACAACCUCUAAGUUGGAUGAAAAGGGUUGUCGUUCUCAUGGUAAAGGAAUUUCCUUUGAUGACCUCACAUAUGAACAUUCAGUGGAAUUGUUACAGGAAGAUUGUGGUGUUCGUCAUGAUCAGAGAAAUGGGGGAUUGUAUGAAACCACAGCUGACAUAAUUUUUUUCCAAAGGGAGACUAAUUUUGGUCAUCAAGUUGAUUCCUAUAAGAGGAAGGCUUUUGAUUCAAGGAGAAUUUCUGAUUUUUCACGUGAUGAAAUGAUUUUUCCAGAGAAUAAAGCCCAUCUAUUUGCUUCUGAUAGCAGUUUUUUAGGAGGAAGUUACCUAUUGUCUGAUCUUAUUAGAAGAAGUUGCGAAAAGGGUGAUUAUCCAAUAAUGGGGAAGGAGUUGGUCAAAAACGAUGAAGAAGACCUAAAUAAUGAAUUGACAGGCAGCAAGUCAACAUGUCAUUCAUAUGAGAAUAAAAGUCAUGUGCGGAAUGUUCCAUUUCUAUCACGCUGUGGUCACAGCCUUGACAUAUAUGGAAAGCAAUUUUUCUCUACGGAAAGUCCGCCAGAAAGCAUGGAAAAAUUCUCUGCUCGAAGAGUACCCGGAAUUAGAUUUAAUAAAGGAAACAACGUCUCUCCCUGCAGACCAUUUACUCUGGGAGCUCUUAACCAUAGUGAGAGUUCCCGCUCCAUUAGGGACACAAUGGAAAGGACGGAUCAGUUCAGGGGUUCCUUUGAUUUAAUGGGAGCUGGCAUAGAGAAAAAGGAACCAGAUAGGUUAUGGACUGAUUAUAGGAUAUGCGAAGAUAAUCUUGGACAAUAUCGUCCUGAGGAGACUGAUAUUUGUUUAAAUGCCAAACAUGUUAUGGAAAACACCCUUUCAAGCCUGCUCAGCGACUCAGAACCAGUUCACGGAUCCACAGGCUCUCUCUCUAGCUUGUUGCUGCCUGCUGAUGAUUUGGCCUGGAUUUCUGGACAAAGAAAUUCCAAAUCUUUCAAUGUCUCUGGGAAAUUUCAGGCUUUGCCAACCGUGAACUGUAAUGAUGAUGCAUUAUGCCUUAAUCCCGAAAGAACAGUGUAUGACCAGCACACUUCGAAGGAAAUUAAAUCCAGAAAAGUUGUACCUGGCGAAGUUAAUGGAGAACACUUCUGGAUAAAAUUUAAUUUACAAGCCACAGACAACAAAAGCAAUUGUAACAUGUAUACCCAUGAUCUGCCUGGUCAAAAAUCUAAUCAGAGAGGUAGGACAAAUACAGAUGAAAUUAAAAAUUGUGAAUUCAGUCAUCUGGAAAACAUAAGGCGAAGAAGUCACUCUGCUCCCCCAUUUUACAAGUCCAAGAGAAAGCUCUCCUUACAUAUUCAGUGCCCCAACGAUGCAACUGCUUUGUCAGGUUUGUUUUCUCUGGUAGGCAUCUGUUGUGACCCUUAUGGAAAACUCCUAAGUUGCCUUUUGCAUUAUAUUGGCCAGUGAAUGGAUGCGUAUUGGAGGAUCUGUCCCAACCUUGCGGCACAUCACAACUGCAAACUAAGUCAAUACUUGAUGCGUCCUCCUCAGAACUUCUUGAUAGUACUUUGCUUGCAAAAAAAGAAUCUGUAAUUGAACUUAAUGCAGUAAAAGCCCAUGGAGGAUCCAAUGAAGGUGAAUCAUUUGGAUUCAUAAUGACAAGGAAGUUUGUGGAUGGUUGAAAUCAACUAUGUUAAUUCAUUGAUGAGUUGUUAAAUUCAAUGUGCAGAAGCUGAUGAGAUGGAAUAUUCAAAUUCAGACACUAUUAAAUGGCGAACCCGUGAUUCUUUACAUUUUUCUGUGGUUCAGGCAAGCUUGACAUUUCACUCAAAUUUUAGAUAGUAGAUAAUUUUGUGCUUGGGUUCUGAACACGGUGAAAUUCUUGCAUAGUGCAGGGCAGUAAUAGGGCACAAAAACAUUCCAGCUAUGAUGACAUACUUGACAUAUCAUCUGGCAUGUUGCAUCUUGCUGGAAAUUCGUUAGUACCUGAAUCUGUCAGCCGGGAUACACUUCAAGAUGCAAAAGUUCUUCUGCAGGUAGAUCGGAAGUUUAUUCCUGCCACAGCUGGUGAUGUUCUUAUUGCCAUCGACCAGGUAUGGCUCCUUGGAUUUUUAAUUGAUUGAUAUUCAGUAAUAAAAAAUCGUGUUAAUCAACUCUUGAAGAAUAUUUGCAUUAUGAGUCUUUAUUUUUUGCUCAUCCUCAAUUUGGUGGGUCAGCUAACCCACAUUUGGAUGAGGCUGAACAGAAAUAGAUCACUUGCGAUAUAGGUUGACUGGGCUCAACUUGACCGAACUUGCACUUGAUUAGAAUCAGCUUUUCAUCCACAUGGAAUAGACACUGACCCAAACUAGUUCAUAUAUGAUGUAGCUUAUAUUGAUAUAGUAACAUGUUAGGGAAAUACAAGUAUAACAAAAGAAGAGCUUAUAUAUAUAUAUAUACAGAGAGAGAGAGAUAAUAAAGGGGCAGUACACAGAAGACUAAAUUAAACCACAGAAACAUCCUUGGAUAACGGUGGAUCUGUUACAAUAUACUUUUCACUUUAUCCAUGUUCAGCUUUGAAGGAUACGAAAGUAGCAUCUAACUCUGAGUUAGUAGGGAUUGCUUUCAAUUAACUUUUCAGUCAUUGUAUAUUUCGUAAAAAUUGAACCAAAAAAUGGUAAUUACUUUAAUUAAGAUAAUAUUCAAAUUUUGAAAUCAAAAUGUCAGUGGCAUAUCUGACAUUGAGCAUAUCUGAGUUUGAGAUGCAUAUCUGAGUUUGGGUAUGGGAUCAAGUUGAGCAUUGGUUCCGGGCCAGUGAUAAUAAUGGAAAUAUUUGUACAUGCACAAGAAACAGGCAAAAAUCGUUGUACCCUUUUUCCCAUUUUUAGCUUUGUUACGAAUUAUUUUAUGAUGCCGAUUACUUUGUUCAUUGAAGCAAUAUAACCAAAUGGUUUUUCCACUGGCAAAAAAACUUUAGUGGGGGGUAAUCAGCAUUACACACUUCAGUGGAGAUAGCCGUGCUUGCUAUCUCGUGUUUUUAAAGGCUUGAAUAUUUGAAUAAUAUUAAUGCUUUGACUUACCGCAGCAUGCUGCUGAUGAACGAAUCCGCUUGGAAGAAUUGCGCAAGAAGGUCUAGUUUAUCCUAUUUAAAGCCCUUAACUUUUCUUUUUUGUUUCUCAUGUUUCACAAAGUUAUCAUUGAAACUGCAGGUAAUGUCAGGCGAAGGCUGCUCCAUCACUUACCUUGAUUCACAGCAGGAGCUUGUAAGUUUCUCAUUCGAUUUGAUCGUCUUUAUUAUGCGCAUAAUUUCUUGUUCAGUUUUUACCACAGGUCACCAUUUUGUUCAUAAGAUGUCCGUUUUGUUUUCUUUUCAUCGUUGUUAACAACAGGUGCUUCCUGAGAUUGGGUUCCAGCUGGUCCAGAACUAUGGAGAUCAGAUAAAGAAAUGGGGUUGGAUAUGCAGCUCCCAUGUCUCGAGCGAAGGGUCAUUUGCAAGGUAGGGUUUCAGUAACAGUAGAAUCGAUGAUAUCAAUAUUGUAAAACCAACUUCCUUUCUUUAUGGAUUAUAUUUUCCUAGAUCUUACCCUUGCUUCUGUUAUGAUCCAUAAGCAGGCAUUUGUUUUUUUUCUGCAGGAACCUGGGCCUACUAAAGAAGAAGUCAUGUAGCAUCACACUUCUUGCUGUAACAUACAUCACCACCAACCUCUUUGAUAGAUUGUCUCAUGUGAAUGUUUUGUUACCUCUGUACUUGUAUUCAUGUGUUUGAGAUUAUAGAUUCAGGGAAGAGGAAUUAUUGAUUCUUUUGUUAGGAUCGACUGUAUUUCUAGGUUUUAUUUAAUCUACCCUCUAGGGAAAAAACCCUUCUCAUCAUAUAACAUUGCACUUUGGUGAUCCAUAUGUCUUCGUUGACUUCUGCAUACUUGGCUGAAUACUGACCCAAGAUCAUGCCUUUAUCAGUUCUCUUUCAGGAAUUCUAAGGUCAUAUCAGUUUCUUUUUCCAAGAAAGAUCACAAGAAAAAGUGAAUGUAGUGGCCAAUUAUACGCUAUAUUAGCUUUUGGAAUAUCAUUCCAACUGUUUUACUGUUGAGGGGCUAUGAAAAUGGUUUUCCAGCAUUUUUUUUCCCUUUAUGAAUGCCAUUGAUCUUCAGAAUUUGUUUAGAUUACCGAAAUCAUGUUCUUUUUACUUUCUCAAAAUAGCAUGUAUGGUUUCUUUGUAUCGCAUUCCUGAAUCUUCUUGGUGGUCGUUGGGAAUCCAUAAAACUUUUCUUGAAAUACGUCCUUUGAGUAAUAAUGAACUCUUUUGGUCAUUAUUGUCCAUCGCAGGUGCCUUGUAUUCUGGGGAUCAACUUGUCUGACAAAGAUCUUCUGGAAUAUCUUGAGCAGGUAUUAGUUUCCUGCAUCUUUUCAAUACUUUGACCCUCAUCUCUCCAAGUGAUUUAAACCUUGACCAUCUUGCUCGAGGUAUUAAUAAUGGCCACUAUACGCCUCCAUCCCCUAAGCUGGCAUCAAUCAAUUUUACACUGGCUGACGACUCUGGGUCACAUCUAGGAGAGAGAAAAAAAAAAACCUCUUUUUUCGUUGCUUAAACCUUUCCCACUGUUCCCAGCUUGCUGAUACGGAUGGCACGUCGAGCAUGCCGCCCUCGGUCCUCCGUGUGCUCAAUUUUAAGGCCUGCAGAGGUAGGUGCUCUGUUUUCUGGCGCUCUUCUCCCUGCAGAGGUAGAUGUGGAGUGCUCGGGGCAGAGGGACCGCACUUACCGGUUGUUUCUUCUAAAUGACAGGCGCUAUCAUGUUCGGCGACCCGCUCCUGCCCUCAGAAUGCUCUCUCAUUGUGGAUGAGCUCAAGGAAACAUCACUCUGUUUCCAGGUGUGUCUGGUCUUUAUCUUGGGUUGAUGUGUGGGAAGCCAAGGCUUCUUCUGUGCCAUGGAUGAUGAUGCAGCUUUCUGGUGUAGUGUGCUCAUGGACGGCCAACGACCGUGCCCCUCGUCAACCUGGCUGAGUUGCACAAACAUUUGGCAAAACUACGACUGCAUGCCGCUGGCCGAAUGACUCCGUGGCACAGGCUCCGGCAGCAUAGACCGAGUGUUGAACGAGCACAGGCCCGUCUGAGCUCAGCGAAAAGGUUUCAUAAUGGCUGA